AUGCUGACUAAAGGAAUUAUCAGCUGCCACAGGUGUCAUGCUCAUAAGGUGAAAUGCUCCGGUGAAAGACCAUGUGAGAAAUGCCGCCUGGCUGGAUGUGCUGAAGAAUGCAAUUAUGUCUCCCGGGACCGUCAGGUCAAGGUCAACGAGAGCUACCUGGAUCAAGUCAUGAUGGAAAAUAAAUGGCUCAAGGAACAGCUACAUGACAUCAAAAACAGUAGCUCUGAAACCUCGCCACAGGGCCCGGAAGUAUCAGCCAGUGACCCCGAUUCUAAUGUCCGCAACCCUCUGCUCGGUGAUCGGGCGUGGUUUUAUUCAUAUGACCCAUCUGUCCCCCCAAUAUAUAUCGGCGAGGCAGCAUGCACAGCUUUUGCCACAAGGCUACGUCAAUUCCUGUCAAGAAACCCCGACGUACCUCACUGUCCUCGUACGCAGUAUAUCAAGGAGCCUAAUCUUCACGCGCUUUCCGGCGCCGAAACUGAUUGGCCAUCUUUGGCACAAGCACGGUUGCUGGUAAAAGUUGCCUUCAAUCAAGCUGGUCGAGUAUAUCAUCUAUUUCUACGAGAUUCGACUCUGGAUCAGCUGGAAGAAAUGUAUAGAGGUCGAAAUUUCCAGGAUUCCGUCGUCAGAUGCAAGUUUCUCGCCAUAUUCGCUCUUGGGGAAGUCUACUCGGGCCGAUCGACUACGCAUAGCGACUGUGCGGUUCCCGGGGCUGCUUACUACGUACGAGCUAUGAUGAUGAUACCCAUUUUGCCUGAAAGACCAAACUUGACCCACAUCGAGUGUCUUCUAUUACUGUCUCUCUAUUCGUACUUUCUAAAUAGACGCCACUCCGGAUUUCUUUUGAUUGGCAAUGCCCUACGCAUGGCUCUCAUUAUUGGUCUUAACCACAACAUUCCAGAGCGUCAGUGCAUGAACCCUGUCGAGCGCCAGCAUCGAGUGCGCAUAUGGUGGGCGAUAUACGUUUUUGAUCGCAUGUGGGGCUCUAAAACAGGGUUUCCUCUCGCCGUCGCAGACAAUGACAUUUACGUUGAUAUGCCUUCUGAAGUUGCUGCGGACAGCCAAUUCAGCGACCCGGAAUAUUUUGUGGCCAGUAUUGAACUUUCCAAAAUUACAGGACAAGUAAUCGACAAGGUCUACAGUCGCAAGGAACACCCUGCAUCCUUUCUACAUAGGGAACAGCAACUUCUAAUUGCUUUGAAAAAUUGGGUACAGUGUUUGCCCAGUAGCAUCAGACUGUCGCGUGACCAAUCGACCCCGAAACAUGUCCUAUCACUGCAUCUUCAAUUUAACCAGUGCAUGAUAUUGGCAACCAGGCCCAUUCUUCUAUAUGUCCUCAUGUGCCUUCGUGGCAAUCGAGGAGUUGCCGCCACUCGAAAAAGUCCCGAAAAAGUUUCGCAGCCAUUGCUCAUAUUAAGUGAAGCAUGCAUUCACGCGGCCAGGCAUUCAAAUUUGUUAAUUACGGAUGAGUGGAUUGAGGGAUCCAUGCCCAUAUUUUGUUACUUCUAUGCUCAGUACCUCUUUUCAGUAGCCCUGGUUCUGCUCAUUUCAACUCUCCUUCCUCCAGGUAACACAAACGAUUACACCUCGUUUGAAACGGCUUUUGAAAUUCUGGGAUCAAUGAGCAAGCAUGGAAAUCUUGCGGCGACCGAGUUUCAUGACAAUCUACGAUCCGUUAAACAUUGUUUAACAGAAGAAUUUGCCCCACGGACGGCCGAGAAUUAUAUCAAUACUGACAUCCUUUCGAUAUGUGGAAUUUCCGAGGGCCAUGAAGAGGAGCAGGGGGUUAAUGGCUCGGCUGGGUUGCUUCCUUCUCUAGACACCGUCGAAGAUCCUGCUUUGCUUUACAGUACAACUGCGGAUAAUCUAACUGCUGAGAUGGCGCUAUCAGGUCCGAUGAUGCAAAACUUUCUGAUGCAAUCUGAUAUUGACGCUAAUCUACUUGGUCUGAGUGGAAACGUCAUUGAAGACGCCAAUGGUUUGUUCACAGUGACGCCGUCCUCGCUAUGGACUGCAUGA
This is a messenger RNA of Talaromyces proteolyticus, 2019 nucleotides long. RefSeq names its product fungal-specific transcription factor. NCBI's taxonomy places the organism in Eukaryota, Fungi, Ascomycota, Eurotiomycetes, Eurotiales, Trichocomaceae. Gene Ontology annotation, molecular function: zinc ion binding; DNA-binding transcription factor activity, RNA polymerase II-specific; sequence-specific DNA binding. Gene Ontology annotation, biological process: DNA-templated transcription; positive regulation of transcription by RNA polymerase II. The transcript is spliced from 4 exons. Gene Ontology annotation, cellular component: nucleus. The record is from RefSeq and is a predicted model, not a curated record. Bases 1 to 2019 code for a protein of 672 amino acids.